Scatophagus argus is the source of this 1315-nucleotide messenger RNA. RefSeq names its product small nuclear RNA activating complex, polypeptide 3 (gene snapc3). The record is from RefSeq and is a predicted model, not a curated record. The transcript has 9 exons. Gene Ontology annotation, cellular component: snRNA-activating protein complex. NCBI's taxonomy places the organism in Eukaryota, Metazoa, Chordata, Actinopteri, Scatophagidae. Gene Ontology annotation, molecular function: core promoter sequence-specific DNA binding; RNA polymerase II cis-regulatory region sequence-specific DNA binding; bent DNA binding. Bases 31 to 1179 code for a protein of 382 amino acids. Gene Ontology annotation, biological process: snRNA transcription by RNA polymerase II; snRNA transcription by RNA polymerase III.
CCAUGAUACUCCGCGCACAGCUAGGAAAACAUGGCGGCAUCCAGACUUUCGACAGACUCUAACGCAAACAUCCCAGACUAUGAAUAUGACGAUGUUAACACCAAGCCGUUUCAUAUCGGCUCUUUCAGAAACGAGUGGCUGAGUCGACUGAAGCCGAGCAACUACUCCUACGAGCAGGAGGACGAGGACACAUUUAGUGCUAACUUUGCGAAAGAGAUGGGGAUCAGCGCGGAGACCAUGGCUGACCUCAAAUCCAUCUGCAGUCUUGAGUCACUCCGUUGCCAUCCCGAGGACCAGCAGCACGAUCCAGACGUUGUGCCUCCAGAUCCAACGCUGAAGACAUUAGUACAAAGAAAAAAGAAACAAGAUUACAAAGCUUCUCUGAAAGUCACCAAGAACAGACACGACCUCUACGCAGAUGAACUGGAGCGUUUAACUGUUGGGAGGAAACCAGACUCGACAGGUGACAUGAUCCCUGAAGGAGAGCUCAUCCUAACCAUCAACGUCUACUACCCGGCUGUUAUUGAGAAAUUUAAUUACAUCAGACCCCACAUGACCCUGCUCAUGACGGGCUCCCACACCCUGGCUGAGCUCAGGGAUGCGAUCUGCUGUGUCAGCGACUUGCAAGUGUGUGGAGAGUUCAGCAAUGCGCCGGACGUGGUUCCGGACUUCAUAAGCAAAGAUCACUUCAAGUCAGCUUUCUUUUACUUUGAAGGAGUUUUCUAUAACGACACGCGAUUCCCAGAGUGUCAGGACAUCAGCAUGACUAUCAUUGAAUGGGCAAAGGCCCGCAACUUCCCAACGUACAGCCAGGCCAAGAUGGAGGACACGCGAUUCGUGGACCUGACGGUUAAAGUGGGCUUCCCAUACCUCUACUGUCAUCAGGGAGACUGCGAACAUCUCGUCAUCAUCACAGACAUCAGAUUGGCCCACAGGAACGACUGCCUGGACAGGAAGCUGUACCCGCUUCUCACGCACAAGAACAGGGUCACCACGCAGAAGUGUGCCGUUUGCCAUGUCUUCAUCGGGAGGUGGUUCACUACCAACGACCAGUUUGCUCCAAGUAACCCUUGUCUCUUCUGUGACAAGUGCUUCCGGAUGCUGCACUACGACGCUCAAGGCAACAAGCUGGGGAAUUUCUUGGCCUACCCUUAUGUGGACCGCGGUGCCUUCAACUGAGCCUUUCAACUGCUCACCUCCUUGAUUUAAUGCUGUAUAAUACAGUUAUACGUUUUAUAUUUCAGAAUGAAAUGUUUCCACAUUUUGCGAAACUUAUACUUUCUUUAAAAAGAAAAAUAAAAAUGUUUUGGACUGA